This is a messenger RNA of Paramecium sonneborni, 1745 nucleotides long. Lineage: Eukaryota; Ciliophora; Oligohymenophorea; Peniculida; Parameciidae. The record is from the annotation of a GenBank genome assembly.
AUGAAAAUCCUUUCUUCAGUGGUAAUAGUUUCAAGAAAACUUAUUUUGUUGAAAAACAAUAUUAAUAAAUAAACUUAUAAAAAUAAUAAGAUGGGAAUUACAUGUUCAAAUCAAUAUCACUAAUAGAAGAAAAUCAAGAAAAUGAUUGGGUAAUGAAAUGACCUAUUUAUUUUAAGAGAUCAAUCAUUUUAAGCAAUUAAUAGUGUGAAAAGUUAAGCAUAAAAAUACAAAUGCUUGUUUUUUGAUUCUAAUAAGAAAAGAUGGCUAACAAUGGAAUUCUAAAUUAAUUUGGAUAAAAAAAAUGAAAUCAUAGAUCUAAAAGAUGGAAAAAUUAUACAAUUGUAAUAUCUAUAACCAUUAUAAUAGAAAUAGAAUGUUUUCUAAUUCAGAUGAUGAAAUUUUCAAUAAUUUAGAAUAAAUAAAAUAUCAAGAAUGGGUUGGAAAGUACAAUAAAAAUAGACAGAAAAUUGGUAAAUGGAGAGUUCAAUGGAAUGGAUAAAUUCUUUAAACUGUUGAAGGAUAUUACUCAGAAAUUGGUGAAAAGAUAGGUUUAUGGAAAGAAUUAUUUUAAAAUUACUGUAGGUAAAUGUUAACUACUAAAAGCAUUAGUUUGGUUCUUGUAUUUGCAGAAGGAGAAUAUUAAAGGGGAAAUAAAUAAGGUAUGUGGAAAUAGAUCAACUAGAAUAAUGUGAUGUAUUUUGUAAUAAAAAAAUUAGUGGUGGGGGUAGUUACACUAAAGGAUAAAAGAUUGAAAAGUGGGUAGAAUUGGAUGAAGGUUUUAAUUUGUAUAAAUAAGUCACUUAUAAUGGUGAAUAUAAUAUGCAAGGCAUGAAGAUUGGUAUGUGGGAUAGUAUGUAUUGUGUGGAUGGAGAGAAGGAAUAUAAAUAAAUGUAAGUAUUAUUUAAGUUCUAGGAAUAUAGUGGUGGUGGAUCAUAUGACUAAGAUGGAAAUUAGAAAAAGAUUGGAAAGUGGGUAGAAUUGGAUGAAGGGUUUAAUGGAAGUUUAUAUUCUUCAAGUAAAUAAAUCACUUAUAAUGGUGAAUAUAAUAUGCAAGGUAUGAAGAUUGGUAUGUGGGAUAGUAUGUAUUGCAGACAAUAUUAAAAUGAAUAUAAAUAAAUGUAAAUAUUAUUUCAGUAAAGGAUAUAGUGGUGGUGGAUCAUAUGAUUAAGAUGGAAAUUAGAAAAAGAUUGGAAAGUGGGUAGAAUUGGAUGAAGGGUUUAAUUUGUAUAAAUAAGCCACUUAUAAUGGUGAAUAUAAUAUGCAAGGUAUGAAGUUUGGUAUGUGGGAUAGUUUGUAUUGUAAGGAGGGAUAGAAGGAAUAUAAAUAAAUGUAAAUAUUAAUGAAGUAUAAGGAAUAUAGUGGUGGUGGAUUAUUUGAUUAAGAUGGAAAUUAGAAAAAGAUUGGAAAAUGGGUAGAAUUAGAUGAAGGGUUUAAUUUAUAUAAAUAAGUCACUUAUAAUGGUGAAUAUAAUAUGCAAGGUAUGAAGAUUGGUAUGUGGGAUAGUAUGUAUUGCAGACAAUUUUAAAAUGAAUAUAAAUAAAUGUAAAUAUUAUUUCAGUAAAGGAUAUAGUGGUGGUGGAUCAUAUGGUUAAGAUGGAAAUUAGAAAAAGAUUGGAAAGUGGAUAGAAUUAGAUGAAAGGUUUAAUGGAAGUUUAUAUUCUUCAAAUAAAUAAGUCACUUAUAAUGGUGAAUAUAAUAUGCAAGGUAUGAAGAUUGGGAAUUGGGAACAAAUCAAUUUAGAGUGA